AUGGCGGACAAGGAAGGAGGGAUUGUGAAGAAGGGCCACGACGAGGGUUUGAAGAUGGCGGUGUCUCUUCUGGAAGAGUUCGGGCUGCCGCUGGGGCUUCUCCCCCUUGCCGACGUAAUCGAAGUGGGCUUCGUCCGGAGCACCGGCUACAUGUGGAUCCAACAGGAGAAGAAAGUGGAGCACUAUUUCAAGAUGAUCAGCAAGUUUGUGAGCUACAACGCCGAGAUUACCGGCUUUGUCGACAAGAAACGGAUCAAGAAGCUCAAGGGAGUUAAGGCUAAGGAGCUCAUGCUGUGGCCGCCCGUCAGCGAGAUCACCGUCGAUGACCCGCCCACCGGAAAGAUCCACUUCAAGAGCCUCGCCGGCAUCACCAAAACUUUCCCCGUCGAGGCGUUUGCGGCCGGCCAGUGAUGCAAAACCAACUACUCAAUGUGAUGGAUCGAUCCUUGUUUUUUAUUUUAUGUUCACCUCUUUCAGAUACUCCAGCUAUAUGUUUUCUGACAGAUUCUCGAUCAUGAUAUGCAUGUGCUGGGAA
Messenger RNA from Diospyros lotus (date-plum), 535 nucleotides. RefSeq lists its product as uncharacterized. NCBI's taxonomy places the organism in Eukaryota, Viridiplantae, Streptophyta, Magnoliopsida, Ericales, Ebenaceae. The record is from RefSeq and is a predicted model, not a curated record. The transcript has a single exon. The coding region runs from base 1 to 411 and encodes 136 amino acids.